AUGGCGCAGCUGUACCAUUUCCCACAGACAAAUGCAGAGCUCAUCCGACACUACAAGCUCGAGCCUCACCCCGAGGGCGGCUACUAUGCGGUCACCUGGGUGAUGGAAGAAAAGAUGAAAUCGCCCUUUGCGCUGGACAUUGAAGAACGCAACAUCGCAACCUGCAUUUACUAUCUCCUCUGCAACAAGUCGGUCGGAUGCACCGACAAGCCUGAGCACACAGGCAGCUCGGAGGAGCCGGAUCCUUUCAAGACGUGGAACAGUGACAUCGGCGUUCUGCACCUCAACAAAUCCUCUACGAUGCACGUCCACCACGCCGGUAGGACCAGAUACACACUCAUCUCUGCAAAGGAGCCGUUUGGCAAAGGGCUGGUCGAUGAGAACGGCGAUCCGCUCACAAAGACAGUAGUGAUGGGCGACGAUAUCACCAAGGGAGAGGUACGACAGCUUCUAGUUGAAGGCGGUUGGUGGAAAGUUAGCGAAAUCCCGGAAGAGGAUCGGCUCGCAGCGAAAGAAGGCAAGGCUGACGGUGAGAGGAUAGGAGCUCUGAUUUCCGAGGUUGUCACACCAGGCUUCCAUUGGAACGAUCACACCUACCUCAACCAAGCCAGGCUGCGCGAGCUUUUUGCCGGCAGCCCGCGGUCCGAAGAGCUUUAUGAACGCUUCCAAAAGUACGUCAAGGAGGUGUGA
Molecule: messenger RNA, 690 nt
Organism: Sporisorium graminicola
Lineage: Eukaryota; Fungi; Basidiomycota; Ustilaginomycetes; Ustilaginales; Ustilaginaceae
Exons: 1
Coding region: 1-690 (229 amino acids)
Cellular component (GO): intracellular anatomical structure
Source: RefSeq, a predicted model, not a curated record